AGCCGUGACGCGCAUCCUCCGCGCCACCGCCGCGCAUGCCGGGGCGGUGGCGGGACCAUGGCGAGCGACUUCUACCUCCGCUACUACGUGGGGCACAAGGGCAAGUUCGGCCACGAAUUCCUCGAGUUCGAGUUCCGGCCCGACGGGAAGCUGCGCUACGCCAACAACAGCAACUACAAGAACGACGUGAUGAUCCGAAAGGAGGCUUACGUGCAUAAGAGCGUGAUGGAGGAGCUGAAGAGAAUAAUCGAUGACAGCGAAAUCACAAAAGAAGAUGAUGCGCUGUGGCCUCCUCCGGACAGAGUUGGCCGACAGGAGCUUGAAAUAGUGAUUGGUGAUGAGCACAUCUCCUUUACCACAUCAAAAAUCGGUUCACUCAUUGAUGUAAAUCAAUCCAAAGAUCCAGAAGGCUUGAGAGUGUUCUACUACCUGGUCCAGGACCUUAAGUGUCUAGUCUUCAGUCUUAUUGGACUACACUUCAAGAUUAAGCCAAUUUAAAUCAAACAAACUGAAGUUUGUAUUGCAGGGGUGGGGGUGGGGAGGGGGGAGGGAUGGAUGGAUGCUGUUUCAAUUCCUCACUGUUUCUGGCCUGAAGCUUUUAUGUAUGUUAGAAUUUUUUUUUUUUUUACAAACUGUCAGUGACUGUCUUAAUAAAAUGGUGAGAUCUGUA
This is a messenger RNA of Tyto alba (common barn owl), 670 nucleotides long. It is a transcript of the gene MAGOH, whose product is annotated as mago homolog, exon junction complex subunit. The coding region runs from base 58 to 498 and encodes 146 amino acids. Gene Ontology annotation, biological process: RNA splicing. The record is from RefSeq and is a predicted model, not a curated record. Gene Ontology annotation, cellular component: catalytic step 2 spliceosome; exon-exon junction complex; nucleus. The transcript has 5 exons. NCBI's taxonomy places the organism in Eukaryota, Metazoa, Chordata, Aves, Strigiformes, Tytonidae.